Molecule: messenger RNA, 2160 nt
Organism: Octopus bimaculoides (California two-spot octopus)
Lineage: Eukaryota; Metazoa; Mollusca; Cephalopoda; Octopoda; Octopodidae
Cellular component (GO): extracellular region
Molecular function (GO): chitin binding
Source: RefSeq, a predicted model, not a curated record
AUGUCGAAAGAUAAUAGUGGUGAUGACGAUGGUAACGUCAUGAGAGACAGGAGUUUCCGAAAAAACUCCAGUUAUAACAGUGAAAAUGAAGCUGGACCAUUAAGAGAAGGUGUGUCGCUCGGCAGUGGUUCAUUUGCAUUAUUUCAGUCUGCCCAAUUGAAAAUGAGUAUCAGCCAAGUCCCAGAUGGACUGCGACAAGUUGAAGGAGAUUGUACCAAAGUAGAUAUAUGCUACAAUGGUAUAAUGUUUCAUAAUCGAAACUGUGGCGAUGGGAAAGCGUUUGACGAAGAAUUUCAGAAUUGUACGGUGGCAGCGUAUGAAACAACAGAAUCAACAGCAGCAACACCAGCAGCAACAUCAGAAUCAACAGCAGCAACACCAGCAGCAACAUCAGAAUCAACAGCAGCAACACCAGCAGCAACAACAGAAUCAACAGCAGCAACACCAGAAGCAACAACAGAAUCAACAGCAGCAACACCAGCAGCAACAUCAGAAUCAACAGCAGCAACACCUGCAGCAACAUCAACAGCAGCAACACCUGCAGCAACAUCAGAAUCAACAGCAGCAACACCAGCAGCAACAACAGAAUCAACAGCAGCAACACCAGAAUCAACAGCAGUACCAACAGCAGCAACAUCAGAAUCAACAGCAGCAACAUCAGCAGCAACAUCAGAAUCAACAGCAGUACCAGCAACAGCAACAUCAGAAUGCUGUAAUUUCCCUGGCAGAGAACCCAACCUGUACAAUUGUAGCAAAUAUUUUGAAUGUAUCUCUGGAGCUAAAGUUGAAAAGUCAUGUGGCCAAGAUCAACUAUUCGACGGCGACCAGAAACAGUGUUAUCCAACAGUUUUUGCUACUUGCAAACGUAAAGCUUGUAAAUUUUCUGGUAGAAGAGCCAAUUCAGACGACUGCAAGAAGUAUUCUGAAUGCAUCAACAACGUUGAAGUUGAACUAUCGUGUGGUCCAGGCGAAUUAUUUGACAACAACCAAAAAGAUUGUUACCCAGCUGUCUUUGCUGAGUGUAUAAGAGGUUCCAUAACUACAACCACGGCAUUGCCGACUACCACAACCACGGCAUUGCCGACUACCACAACCACAAGUCUACCGCCAACCACAGCAACACCUUGUACGGGUACCGAUAGAGAACCCAAUAAAGGUGACUGCAAGAAAUAUUUUGAAUGCAUCAACAACGUUAAAGUUGAACUAUCGUGUGGUCCAGGCGAAUUAUUUGACUACAAACAAAAAGGUUGUUACCCAGCUGUCUUUGCUGAGUGUAUAAGAGGUUCCAUAACUACAACCACAGCAUUGCCGACUACCACUCUUCCAUUUUGUGAUUAUAACGGUAGACAUCCCAAUCCAGACGAUUGCAAGAAGUAUUUUGAAUGUAUCAACAACGUUGAAGUUGAGUUAUCGUGUGGUCCAGAUGAGAAAUUUGACUACAACCAAAAAAAUUGUUACCCAACUGUCUUUGCUAAAUGUAUACCAAGUUCUACCCCGAAACCAUGUAACUUUCUCGGUAGAAGAGCCGACACAAAUGACUGCAAGAAGUAUUCUGAAUGUGUCAACAAUGCUGAAGUUGAAUUAUCUUGUGGUCCAGACGAACUCUUUGACGACGGAUCGAAAACGUGUUACCCAGCUGUUUUUGUCACUUGUAAACAGGGUGCUGUAAAUCCAUACACUGCAAAGCUCUGUAAUUUCGUUGGUCGAAAACCUGACGCUAAUGAUUGCCAGAGUUAUAAGGAAUGUGUGAAUGGUAAAGUGGUCGUACAAAGAUGUGGAACUGGAGAGGUGUUCGAUACUGCAAACUUGAUGUGUCUUCCACCUCCUUUUGGACAAUGCAAUGUUGUAUCAAAAUCAAGGAAAAGAAGGAACACAAAAGAUGUAUGUUCGAAAGUAAAAGUUGCUUCAAAAGUACCAUAUCCAGGAGAUCCAAGGAAGUAUUACUAUUGUUCCAAGACUCGAAAGCAGGCAGUAUUUCAAUGUGAUGACGGAUAUAUUUUCAGUGAAAAGGACGGAGGAUGUUUUCCAAACUCCUAAAGAGAUAAAAUAUGAAAAUUUCUAUGAUCUGCUACGGUCAACCAUUGGUCGCGUAAUAACUUAAUGUCAACAGGCUUUAGAAUUCUUUCACCUCUAAAACAGUUCAAUUAAAAUCGAACGUAU